AUGCCAGUAAAGUUAAGGUGGCCUUGGUUAGGAAUUGCUAUACCAACGUUUCUGAUUUCAUUUAUAGGCUAUGGUGCACACUACUUUAUUUUAUCCAAUUUCUUGUCAGUUCCGAAACAAAUAACAUUUGAGUUCUGUUUGUCAAUGAUAUGGCUCUCCUAUUACUUGGCCAUCUGCACAAAUCCAGGAAGGCCUUUGCCCAACUACAAACCACCCCCUGAUAUCUGGCGGAAUUUCUGUAAGAAGUGCCAAAGUUAUAAGCCAGAACGUUCACAUCAUUGUAAAACCUGCAAUCAAUGCGUCCUAAUGAUGGAUCAUCAUUGUCCGUGGACGAUGAAUUGCGUCGGCUUUGCAAACUAUCCGCAUUUCCUUAGAUUCUUAUUUUGGAUCAUAGUGACGACUAGUGUUUUAUUUUGCAUACAAGCUAAGCGGAUAUAUUUUAUUUGGCAACAAAGGCACUUGCCUGGCUACUUCUUCAAAAAAUCAGAACUGAUUUUCUUAACAAUAUCGAGUCCUUUAAAUUCUUUUGUCCUACUAACGAUAACAAUUCUUUUCCUACGAUGUUUAUUCAAUCAAAUCUUGAAUGGAAGAUCUCAAAUUGAGUCGUGGGAUAUGGAUCGGCUAGAAUCUUUGUUCAACUCCGGAAGAUUAACUCAGAAAUUAAUUGAUAAUACUUGGAGAAUAUAUCCAGAGUCGAGGUCGUUUCAAAAUAAAAAGGAUGCUGAGGAACACUUGACAAAAAAAAGGCCACGUUUUGAUGAACUUGUAAAUUUCCCUUACGAUUUUGAUUUGUACACUAAUGCAUUACUGUACCUUGGUCCCAUUCAUUUAUGGUUAUGGCCAUAUGGUGUUCCUACGGGAGAUGGGAACAAUUUUCCAAAAAACGGUAUUUCAAAAUAUGAGGCUAACUCCUCAUUGGAAGACCACAUCCUUUCACUUCCCUGGCCACCAGAUGGAGGUAAAACAAACACCGUCUUCAAUCAUGGCAGCUCAACAAUAGAGAUGCGUAAUGAAAGUGGCGAACAGCUAAUAAGGACCAGACUUCCUCAAAAUGGCAGACAUGCUUCUCGUGAGAAGUGGUACAACGACUGGGGUGAAUCACUAGACGAUUUUGGAGUGGAUGUUGAUAUGGAAUAG
This is a messenger RNA of Saccharomyces cerevisiae S288C, 1137 nucleotides long. RefSeq names its product palmitoyltransferase PFA4 (gene PFA4). Gene Ontology annotation, cellular component: endoplasmic reticulum membrane. The transcript has a single exon. Gene Ontology annotation, molecular function: protein-cysteine S-palmitoyltransferase activity; palmitoyltransferase activity. NCBI's taxonomy places the organism in Eukaryota, Fungi, Ascomycota, Saccharomycetes, Saccharomycetales, Saccharomycetaceae. The coding region runs from base 1 to 1137 and encodes 378 amino acids. The record is from RefSeq and is marked reviewed.